Messenger RNA from Colletotrichum navitas, 674 nucleotides. RefSeq lists its product as uncharacterized. The record is from RefSeq and is a predicted model, not a curated record. The coding region runs from base 119 to 481 and encodes 120 amino acids. NCBI's taxonomy places the organism in Eukaryota, Fungi, Ascomycota, Sordariomycetes, Glomerellales, Glomerellaceae. The transcript has 2 exons.
GUUGGUAAGGUACAUACCCCGCUGCAGAUAGGAUGGACUCGGCAAUGUCUCCCGGAUCAACUUCCGCCCAGUCACUGCAGAAAUACUCCAAAGUAAAUAGACAAUUAAUCAUAUAUGGAUGUUUCCUCGCCAUUCCGGUACACCCGUCCCUCGUUGCAUGCGAGCGCACGAGAAGUGGAAAAGGGAGGAAGGAGGAGGAGGAAGCACCUUGAUUUCUACACACGUACCUCACAGUACGCUCACGCUUACCGCAUGCGCAGCAUUGUCUUCGCCGCCAUACGGACGACAGUCAGAGAGAGAAACACAAGACAAACAGACAGCCAGGCCGGCCAGUCCAGAAACACCAACACUAUCACAGGCGCCAGCCCUCAAACGGUGUCAACGAUUGCCGAAAGUCUACAAGACCCCUGAGCCCAGUCGCAUUGCUACCAUCGCCCCAGCCAAUCCGCACACUCUCUCCCGCCGCCGUUGUGCGCUCUAGAGGCUGUAUCACCCACCAAAGGAUCAGGUCGUCCAGCAAGAAGACGCACCAGCAGGCAGGGGCAGCAGGGGCCCCUUUCUCUCGUCUCUCUUGCUCUCGCAAGUCCGCUCGGCCGCCCGCUCUCCGGUUAAUUCUGUCUCUCACUUUAGUUCCAUCGUACCCAUCCCUUCUCGACCACCAUUGACACUACUGC